AUGAGUACAUCCAGUACUACUGGUAGCAACACUAGAAAUGCCUCCUAUGACAGCCCUUCCAAGACAAGGCUUAAUAUUCUUGAAGCCUUGAUGUCUCAUGGAGGUGAUGGAGGCAGUUACUCAUCGGAGAGUCAGAAUCAGGCAGUGGCAAUCAAGACACAAGUGUCUAAUGCCCUUAAUUCAGAUCCGUCUUCUCCGAACAGUCCAAGGAAAGAAUUUGAGAGAAGGCGACGAAAGGUCACUCUUGCUCCUUCAUCUCCUUUAUUCCAAAAGAACGAAGAGUUGAACACAUUGCUCACAACCAUCAACAAAACGAAUGAUAUAUCGAUCACGCUGGACGAUUCCAAACAAAUCCUAAAAAUCGAUAAUGAUGUCUAUGUCAAAAUGGAAUACGCUAAUGCUCAAGUUGAGGAUUUGAUGAGGCAGUUUUCUAAAGCCAAGCAAGAGUUCAAGGAAGGUACACAAAGACUGCAAAUGGAAUUUGAGAAAAUGGACAAAGAAAAGAUGGAACAAAUUGCAGCGUUUACUGAGGACUUUAACGUAAAAUAUUCUUCAAUGCAGAAAAGAUAUCAAGACGCUCUUUCAAAAAAGUAUAAAGACAAAAUAGAGGAGCUUGCACAGAAGAUUGAGAACUAUACCAAAGAACGUGAUAGCUUGAAAUCAAAACUCGAACAAGAGACAAAAAAAUACUAUGACGACAUGCACAAGUUUAUGUCACAAUAUCAAGCACAGGUUGACGAAAUAAGGCAGAAGUGUGAAAAAGAAUAUGCAAUGUCUGUUCAAGCAUGUAAAAAGAAUUAUGAAUCCGACUUGAAAAAGGCUGUUGAGAAAUUUAACUCUCAAGAGAAAGAGUACUUUGCCAAGUACGCAAUUCACAAGAAAUUAUUUUUUGGACUAUUAACGUAUUUAAGAGAAGUGAAGGAUUCUAACGCAAAAUUGGAGGUAGAGCUGCAAAAACAACUAACGAAACUUGAAAGUGUAAAUAAGAAGGCAAGAAAAACGGAGAAUGAUUUACUCAACCAAAUUUCUGAUUUGCAUAAAUCCAUUGAGCAAGGAAAGAAAUUUGUGACAUCUAAGUGUAUUAAUACAGAUCUGACAUUGCAAGAAAUGGAUAAGCAAGACCAACAACACCGCAUGAUUGUACAGGAAAGUGCUUGUAAAAUAGAGACUCUUCAGGAGGAAUUGGCAAAAUGUAAAAUAGAAAUUGUAUCAUAUAGAGAUGAAAUUGGUACUUGCAAAGAAAAGUAUCAACAAAGGGAAAGAUCUCUAAACGAUUUGCGAAAACAAAUAGAGGUCCUUUCAUCUCGAGAAAGUGACUUACAAAAACUGUUACAAGAGGAAAAGGAAAAACGGGAAAAAAUCCAAGGUUUGCUCGAUGAAGCGCCUACAAGAGAAAACCUCAAUAACUUAUUGAAAACGGUUAAAGAAAGAGAAGAAGAGGUCGUUCAGUUAAAAGCUUCCCUUGUUGAAAGGGAUCAAACGAUAACGAACUUCGAAUCUAAACUCGAACAACUACGACUCAAUAAUUCUGAGAAGGUUGUGCUUACAAGUGACACUUUAGAACUGAUAUCAACCCUAAAAAGCCAGGUAGAGUUGGCCACAAAAGAAAAGGAACGCUUGUCUAAUGAGAAUACGAUUCUUUUAAGAGAGCUAGAUCUAGCUAAAAUUGACCUGGCUCAAAAAGCAAGUGAAAUACAAGAAAUUCAAGAAAGGCAAUUUGAAAAAGAAAAGGAAGGCGAGCGAUUGAAAAUGAUCCAUAAAGAGGAAUUGGAGAAGAUGAAACAAGAAUCAGAAAAGAAAAAUGAACACUUUCAAACUGUGGUUAAGGAAUUCCAAAGCAAGAUGAACGAGCAACAAACUAGGAUCUCAACAUUAAUGGAUGAGCUUGAUCAACAAAGGAUUGUUGCUCUCACAAUUGAACAAAGAAAUAAGGAAAGAGAAAACGAGCUGGCAUAUUUGACAUCAUCACUUGACCAAUCAAAAGAAGCCCAGGAAAAGUUACAUGAGCAAUUACAAGCAAGUAACAACAAACUCCAAAACAUUUUAAUUCAUUUCGAAGUAGAGCGACGAAACUUUGAACAAGAAUAUCAAGACCUGUCAUCACAGAACAGAGCGUUAAUGGUUGAGUUGGAGGAAAAAGAUCAAAAAAUACGAACAUUACAAAAUGAGGUUGCUUUACAAACAUCCAUAACAGAACAAAAUGUGGACAUGAACGACCUAUCUCAAAUGCAGAAGCUUAUUACAAAUCUUAACAGACAAAUACGGACGUUGAGAGCUGAGGCUGACUUGAGGGAUUCAGUUUACAGAGAUGAACGAAUUGAAAUGAAAGAAAAGGCUUCAAAACUUGAAAAAGAAGUUUCUUUGUACAAAGACAAAUAUCAAACUCUCCUCACAAAUUCACAAUUCAACAACAUUGGUAACAAUAACACUUCCCUACUUGAGGAGAAUACCAAAUUGUCAAUAGAAAACAAGAAAUUAAUUUAUGCAAACAGAACUCUGAUUGCUAAAAUUGCAGGAAUGAAUGGUGAUGCUUCGCGCAACUGGGAGGAACUGUACAAACAAGAGCAGCAAAAAACAGAGAAACUUCUAGAACAAUGCAAGAAUUUCGUAUUGAGAAUAUCACAAUUAGAAGAUGAAAAUUCAAAAUUGAAGAAUGCCUGA
Molecule: messenger RNA, 2661 nt
Organism: Naegleria fowleri
Lineage: Eukaryota; Heterolobosea; Eutetramitea; Acrasida; Naegleriidae
Exons: 1
Coding region: 1-2661 (886 amino acids)
Source: RefSeq, a predicted model, not a curated record